UAGGAAGAUGGCGGAAGAAGUUUGUAGGAAUUUCUUAGAAAGGAAAUGAGUAAUUAAAAGUGUAAAGGCGGAAUGAUGUCAAUCGUAAAUAUCAAAGUAACUUAAUAUGAAUGUAACAACUCUGUUAUCAUGGCAACUAAUGAAUUCGAAGCCAAUAAGCAAAUUUGCACAGCUGUUGGUCAGUUUUGGACCUGUUGUCUUCCAGAUCAAGUGGUGACAAUUAGUGAUUACACUAUCUCUAAAAUGGCAUUUGGCAGCAAACAUUGUUUAUUUAUUACAGAACAAGGAAAUGUAUAUAGUUUUGGAGAAGGUAAAUAUGGACAGCUUGGAUUGGGAGAUACAGAAGAUCGUUUAUCUGAACCCUGUCUUAUAAAAUGUCUUCAUAAAAUAGAAAACAUUGCGUGUGGUCCUUACUUUUCGGCAGCUCUAUCUUCAGAUGGAAAAAUAUAUAUGUGGGGUGAUAAUAGAAAUCAACAAUGUGGACAAGAAAAACCUGAAAAAAUAUUAUCUCCAACUGAAAUUGAUUUUUCUAAUGUUAGUUCAAACUGUGAAAAAUGUGGCGUAUUAUUAAGUAAAAACAUAGCAAUAAAUAAAAUAUCCUGUGGUGCAUUUCAUACAUUAGCCAUUUCAAGUGAUUACGAAUUAUGGACUUGGGGUAGAGAAUUAGAUUUUACAUCAACAAACAUUUGUUAUCAUAAGCCAAAGAAAGUGGAAUUUCUAAAAACAAAAAGAGUAUUAUCUAUUGCCUGUGGAUAUACUCAUAGCUUAGCUGUUACAGAAAUAGAUUCAACUAAUUUUUCUAGUUUAACAUUAUGUAUUUCAUGUAAGAGUACUUCUACUUACAGUAAUCAAGUUUUUAAUAAAUGUAAUGAAGUUUGUCCCUUAGGCCUUCCUGUUGAGUCUGAGCAUCAGAAAACUUCAGAAGUUAGUAAUAAAGAUGAUGAAUGUAAUUUAGAAUCAAUAUCAGAAAAUGAAGUAUUAAAUUCAAAACAAGAAAAUGCUGAAAAUAUUGAUAUAGCAAUAAAUUCUACAUUCAAACAGGAAGAAAAUAUGUCAAAUCAAAAAGAAACUGUGGAAGAAUCAUUUCCUGUUAUUGAAUCAAAAAAUGAUUCAGAUAACCUUCUUGAAGAAAAUGAUAAAAAUGAAGAUGCUGCAGUAAUUCCCACAACUAAUUCUCAAUAUACAACAUCCAAUGUAUUAAAUCAUAUUAAAAAACGAUCAUCAUCAUUACUAGAUCAUGACUUAGCAAAAGAAUUUUUAGUAAGACAAUUCUCUGAACUUAUUCAACCUGUUGAAAAACGUCAUAUGAGUGAACCUAGUAAAAGUGAUGAAACAGACAAAAAAAGAUCUGAUUGGGAAUUGUUGUCUAUGAAAAGUGUUGUAGAUAAAGUAAAAACAACUGUAGAUAAAUUUAGUUUUGUUUCAAUUGGACAUAGAUUUAGUGAUUCACCACUUGAUAGUUCUCAAAGUAGUCAGGAAUCGUUUGAAAUCAUUGAAGUUGAUGGACCAUCCUCUGCAUUAUCAUCAUUAAUUGUAGAUGAUGGUUUGCAAACAGUGAAAAGGACAAAUUCUUUAAAAUCUGUAUUAGAAGCUAAGAUGUUUCAGAAACAAAAAAAUCGCAAAGGUAGCUUAGAAUCUCUUGCACCAGGUUAUGCUAGCCAUCAUAAAUUAAAAUAUCCUAGAAAGCAAAUUAAUACAAGACCAUGUAUUCAAACAGAAGUUUGGUCUUGGGGAGAAGGAAAAUAUGGAAAACUUGGCCAUGGUGAUGAGUUAAAUAGAUUUCAACCUAGUUGCAUCAAAUCUCUUUCUGGACAAGGUAUUGUUCGUGUUAUAGCUGGAAGUGAACAUUCUGUUGCUCUUACAGCAGACUGCAAAGUUUACACUUGGGGAAAAAAUGAUAGUAUGCAGCUUGGACAUAGUUUAAGUUCAAAAUCAGUGUUAUCACCUAAAAGUAUUGAACUAUCUCAGCAUCUGGUAUGGGAUAUAGCAGCUGGUGCCAAUCACACUUUAUUACUGACAGAUAUCAAGACAACUCAUAUAGCCCUUUUCUAUUGUGGUAGUCAUGACAGUGCAAAUAAUUCAGAAAGUUGCUCAUGUUUGAAGAGAAGAGGUCUUAUUCAACUCAAUAUUUUAAAAAAGAGUGGUUUAGUUACAAGGAUAUUUGCUGGUGGACCUUAUGCAGGAUGUGUUGUUGAUCAGCAAGGCAUUGGUGAAAUGCCUGUUCUACAUGAAUUUGCUGCAACAGAAAGAAGAUAUUAUAAUCAAUUACAGAUUAUUCUAUCAAAAGUAUUCACACCGAUGUUGAAAGAUGAUAAAAGUCAACAUUUACUUGAUAUUUCUCCAAUAUUUGCUGAUUCUGUUAAAUCCUUAAUUGGCCAAUUUGCUGAAAUGAUAGAUAUGGUUUCAUUGAAUGCAAAUGAUUUAACACUUCUUGUUCAGGGACAAUGUCAUUUUGAUUCUAUUUAUAUAUUAGAAAAUGAAGAAGAAUGGUUGAAUUUAUAUUUAAAUUACAUCAAAUCUCUCAGUGAUGUUAUUGCUGUUAAUGCACUAACUGCAUAUGGAAAACAUGUUGGUCCAUCUGUGACAAGUAUUGCACAUAAUAUCCUUGGAGAUAUUGGAUUAGAGCAAAAAAGCAUUCUUGAUAUCUUGAUUUAUUUAUUGCAUAUACCCAUUAAGAGAAUAAUGGAUUAUGUUAGAUUAUUUACAAGAAUUUCAGCAAUUGUUCCUAAGCAUAUUCCUGACAAAGAAAUAAACACAACAAUGUUAUGGAAACAUAUUUCAGAGAUAGCAAAUAGAGAACUUCAUCAAGCAGAAAUUACUAAAUUAUUUUGGGAUAAUUCUCCUCAAAAACUUGUGGAUACAUUUCGAUCACCUCAAAGAAGGUUGGUGAAAGAAAGUCGUACCCUUCCAUUAAAUUUGGCUUCAUCUGGUCGGUUUUCAUCACAUUUGUUUAUUCUUUUUAAUGAUGUUUUUGUACAUAGUCAGUUUGGAGGUCUUCAAAGUUAUCCAUUACAAUUAGUUUGGGUUGAACCAUUACCAGAUUCCAGUAAUUUGCAAAAUGCCAUUGUUUUAACAACACCGGAAGAAAUUUUGACUUUCACGUGUCCAUCUUCAAGUGAAAAGACAGAGUGGGUAUGUGCCUUAAAUCAAUCAAUCAAAAAAAUGCUUGAUGGUGAAAAAAGAAUAGAAGAUACCAUAACUUGGCUUACUAUGAAUCAUCGGCGAUUAUCUCCUCCAUUGGCAAGACAUGCAACUUAUGUAUUUAGUAAACAUUCUCUUUAUAAAGAUGCAAAAUAUUCAGGAAUGUGGCUAUGUGGUAAAUUACAUGGACAUGGAGAAAUGCUUUGGCCCGAUGGUCGGAAAUAUUUAGGGAAAUUCAGUCAAAAUAAUCAGCAUGGAGAAGGCCUGUAUAUGAUACCCAGUGGUGAACAAUUCAUAACUUACGAAGGUUAUUGGAAAGAGGGAAAACAAAAUGGAUUAGGUGUAGUAAAGUAUCCUAAUGGAGAUGUAUAUGAAGGUUUUUUUAAAGAUGGUUAUCGUCAUGGUCAUGGUGUACUCAAACUUGGCCAGUUUUUUUCUUCAGCAGCUAGUGUUUACAUUGGUCAGUGGGCAUUUAAUCAUCGUCAUGGUUACGGUGUUAUGGAUGACAUUCGUUCAGGAGAAAAAUAUAUGGGAAUGUGGCAAGAGGAUUGUAAACAUGGGAAUGGAAUGGUUGUAACUAUUGAUGGCAUUUACUAUGAGGGAAAUUUUGUUAUGAAUAAACUUUCUGGCUAUGGAGUAAUGAUUUUUGAAGAUAAUACAUGUUUUGAAGGUGAAUUGGGAGCAGGUGGUGUGCUUAAUGGAAAGGGUACUCUUCAUCUUUCCAAUGGUGAUAAAAUUGAAGGAUGUUUCACUGGAAAAUGUUGUGAUAGUUUUAAAAUACAAGGAAUCUAUCACAAGUCACAACAUCCAUUAACUCCAAUAUCAAACUUUCAUGAUAAAAAGAAAACAAAUCUAAGUUCAUUUGGCCAGUUGUGUGUGCCUGCAGAUAAGAAAUGGGAAGAUAUAUUUGGUCAUUGUUGUGAUAUGUUAGGUGUAGGGGGAGUCAAUCCUAAAAUAGACACUGAAAGAGCUUGGGAAGCAAUAGCUGUUGCAAUAAGCAAAAGAAAAAAAGAGCUUCAGUCCAAGAAAAGAUCUCAGCUUAAUCAAGAAGACAUCGAUAUUUUGGAACGUAUACCAAAAAUUGGCAUUGAAGAUGAGAAAUUAACAUUUGAUGGAUAUAAAGAAAUUGAGGAAUAUUUACAGAGAGCAUCUAAUUUCCAUUUUCAUCCAAUAGGAUUAUUAAUAGAAGGAUUGGUUGAUGUAUAUAGAGCUACUUAUUUGGGUAUUGGUGCUCAUCCACGUCUCUUACCACAUGCCAUAGCAGAAAUAAAUUCUUUUAUUAAACGAACAUAUUCAAUAAUAAGAAUAUUAUUUCCUGGACUUCCUCAUCCUGAUCAUCCAUUAUCAUUAAGUCCUGCCAAUUCUGAUGAAUGGAUUGCUUUAUCUGAUGUAGAAAAGGAGUCUAAUAGUGUUGUUGCAACUCCAGCAAGUCUCCUGCAUCCAAUCUUGUUACCUAGAAUUUACCCUCCAUUAUUCACACUCUAUGCUCUAUUCAAUGAGAAAGAGAAUGAAAAAUAUUGGGAACGUUUACUCAAAUGGAAUAAACAGUCAGAUGUAGCACUUAUGACUUUCCUGGGAGUAGACAUGAAAUUUUGGGUAACAUCAGAUGACGAUGCUAUUGGAGAACGUCGCCAGAGUCUAUGCAAAGUCAAGGAUAAAUAUUUUGCAACUGCAGUUGAAACUCUGCAACAUAUCAGCACUGCUUUUACACCAUUGAAUAAGUUGAAAGUAAUAUAUCAGACUUUCUACGAAAUAAAUAAGGAUGUCCAAACACAUUUAAGUUCAGACUUUUUGUGGAAGAUGGAUGACUUAUUUCCUGUCUUUCAGUACGUUGUAGUCAGAGCUCGAAUACGUCAUCUAGGCUCGGAAAUUCAUCUCAUAGACGACUUAAUGGAGCGACACCUCCAACAUGGCGAAUAUGGUAUCAUGUUUACUACUUUGAAAGCAUGCUACUUUCAAAUCAGGACAGAAAAAAUAGAUAAUAAUUAAUGUUGGCAGUACUUUUAUAAAGUAUAGGACGAACCUCACAGUUUUGCUCAAAUAAUUAGUCACAAAUUAAAUGGCAACGGACGAUGUUUAGAAUGGUAUUUAUAAAUAUUUUAAAAGUUUAUUUUUCUUCUAUAAAUUUGUACAAAUAAAGAGAAAAUUAUUUAACAGUUUUUGUAUGUAUAAUCAUAUUUAUUAAAUGUUGCUGUAUGCUUCAAACAAAGAACCAAAGUAAGCAAGCAUGCAGAAAAAAUUAGUAGCAUUUUUUUAAAGCUGGAAAAAAAGCAAUGAAAUAUUCUAGGUUUUAUAUUAUACAGAUUAUAUGUAUGUAAUUUACACAGAAGUUUAUGUAGAUAUUCAGCUUUUUGUAAAUG
This is a messenger RNA of Centruroides sculpturatus (bark scorpion), 5501 nucleotides long. It is a transcript of the gene Als2, whose product is annotated as alsin-like. The record is from RefSeq and is a predicted model, not a curated record. Lineage: Eukaryota; Metazoa; Arthropoda; Arachnida; Scorpiones; Buthidae. The transcript has 28 exons. Bases 130 to 5130 code for a protein of 1666 amino acids. Gene Ontology annotation, molecular function: guanyl-nucleotide exchange factor activity.